CACAGCGAUGAGAAGCCCGUGCACCGUGACGAAGAGCAGCCCCCGCUCGCCACAACUAGAGAAAGCCCGCACGCAGCAACGGAGACCCAACGCGGCCAAAAAUAAAUCAAUCAAUCAAAAAAUAAAAGGCAGCGGCGUAUUCUGCGUCCUCUGACUUACUGUUAACGAAGACUGCUACCAUCUGAGUCCGGGGCGUCCGAGGCUGGCUGCACCAACAAUGGUAGGGGCGCCCGGUAGGUGCACUCCUUCCUUGUUAGGAGCCGAUAAGGGGUGGACCCAAGAUUAAAGGUCAUCCCGGUGCACUGUGUGAAUGGUGAGGAUUUCCCCUACCCUGCAGCAGACACAGGCCAAGUUCCACGGAAGCCGUCUAGGAAGCAGCCCAUGGGAGGGCUCAGCUACUCAUCCGUUCAACAGACAAACAGCUACUGCGGAGACCCUGGAGGGUUGCCAUUGGGGAGAGCGCAGGAAGACCCUUCAAGAACUCGGUGAGAACACUGUCAAAAAAACUGUCCAAAUAUAUCACUUUUUCAUAGGUCUGGAGAUUAAAGGCUUGCACCAGUCCAAGGGUGUUUAAGGAAACCAGCUGAUUCUCAGCACAGCGAGAUUUGUGGCACUGUCACUUGCCCCGUUGCCAGACCCCUCCUUAGCAGCUGCACGCAGGGUCAAGAUGGGCUGGUGCUUUCUCAGCCCCCUGAUCAGAAAACUGUCAUCAUCUGCAGUGUCUGGUAGUUCCCUGGAAAACCCCAUCUGCAAGGCUUGUCUUUGACCUGACUGCCUUUUCCCUGGGGGUGUUCAUCAAAAACAAUCAGUGGCAGUUUAUUUGACAUUGAGGCAAGGACAAACUAACAAAAAACCUCUUCUUUUUUUUAACAAGAAAGGCUGGAGAAUGAGAUGCCCUGGAGACCCUGAGCAGGCACAAUUAUUACUAAAGGAUUUUAAGCAAAGGGGUAACACAGAACAAUUUAUGUUUUAAACAAGUUGACUUGGGGAAUUCCCUGGUGGUCCAGGGGUUAAGACUUGGGCUUUCACUGCCGUGGACCCAGGUUUGACCCCUGGUCGGGGAACUAAGAUCCCACAAGUGAUGCGGUGUGGCCAAAAAAAAAAAAAAGUUGACUUGGGCUGCAGUAAAUGAUUUGGAGGGUGUGGUGUUAGAGACUAGUAUGCAGUGAAGAUGGAGAAAAGUGGGCAAAAUAUAAGAUUUUUGAAGGCAGGGCCCUUAGGAUUUGUUGAUGGACUGGCUGGGAGGGGACACAAGGGAAGAGGUAGAGGAUGGCUCCCCAACUCCUAGCUUUAGUAUCUAGUGGAUGAUGGUGCCAUUUCCCGAAGCAGGGUCCAGGGCAGACCACGUUUUUAGGGAAAAUCAAGAAUUUGGGCAUGAUAAACUUCAGAUGCCUAUGAGACAUCUAAGAGAAGACAAGCCUGGAGCCCAGAGGUCAGGGUGCGAGAAAGGAAUUUUGGUCUUCAGGAAACACGGCGUGAGAGCUAUGUGACAGGAUGAAAUCAAGGAAGGGGAGAAGGAAAAAUGGCCCAUCGAGAGGUUAAUGGAGGAGGCCAAGGCAGCAACAGUGAGCUGGGAGGAAGACCAGAAGGCGGAGACAGAGACCUUCAGAGAGAAGUCACCAACUGCGUGCAAUGCUGGAGGGUCAGGACAGAGGCCAGGAAAUACCUACUGGACGUGGUGACAAGGAGGUGAUGAGCAAUUCAGGCGAGAGCACCGUCAGUGACACGGCGGGGAGACACGGCGCUCUAGAGGGCGGGGAGCGAACAAUUUAGUUUUAGCAAAAUUCCAUCACACUAAUCUGAAUUUGUCCUGUGAUCUUACACUUUGUAUUAUGAGCUGCAAGACAGCCUUGGAUAUGCGCCGAGUUUUGUAUUCGCACCUACUGUGCUUCAAUGAAUCCAAGGCUGCGUUGUAUGUCCCACUAAGAAAAAUGCUAAAAUGGCGGAGGCGACAAGACCUCUCCUGGCCCCAGUGACGAUGGCAGCGUUUCAUGAGGUGGAGAUCAAGGACUUCCAAUAUGACGAGGUCUCGGAGAUGUACUUCUACCCCUGCCCGUGUGGGGAUAACUUCUGCGUCACCAAGGAACACACGGAGAAUGGGGAAGAUGUGGCAACGCGCCCUGGCUGCUCUCUCAUUAUAAAAGCGAUCUAUGACAAAGGUCGGUUUACAUGUGGCGGGACAGUCCCAGCCCCUCCCCCCAGUGAAGAACUAGUUAAAUGCCGAAGACUCAGGACUCCAGAGCCUCAACUUUGGGGAAGGAGCCAAGCUGGGAAAAUCGAACGCCACGUCACCGGCUUCUUCACGGGGACAAUCCUUGUGCAGUUUGCUGUUUGUUAGUGCGGAUUCUUUCCGUCAGCUGCCAGGUUCACCUCCAGCUGAAGAAGCAA
Messenger RNA from Orcinus orca (killer whale), 2388 nucleotides. RefSeq names its product DPH3 homolog. The coding region runs from base 1940 to 2338 and encodes 132 amino acids. NCBI's taxonomy places the organism in Eukaryota, Metazoa, Chordata, Mammalia, Artiodactyla, Delphinidae. The transcript has a single exon. Gene Ontology annotation, biological process: protein histidyl modification to diphthamide. The record is from RefSeq and is a predicted model, not a curated record. Gene Ontology annotation, molecular function: metal ion binding.